Diprion similis is the source of this 1469-nucleotide messenger RNA. It is a transcript of the gene Papst2, whose product is annotated as adenosine 3'-phospho 5'-phosphosulfate transporter 2. The record is from RefSeq and is a predicted model, not a curated record. Lineage: Eukaryota; Metazoa; Arthropoda; Insecta; Hymenoptera; Diprionidae. Bases 304 to 1395 code for a protein of 363 amino acids. Gene Ontology annotation, biological process: transmembrane transport. The transcript has 4 exons. Gene Ontology annotation, molecular function: 3'-phosphoadenosine 5'-phosphosulfate transmembrane transporter activity. Gene Ontology annotation, cellular component: Golgi membrane; endoplasmic reticulum membrane.
GUGUCUGCGGUCACUCUGCGGUACAACUGUCAAAAUAAUAAGGAAUGGAAAUUAUGUAAAUUGCAUUUGUUAAUUAUGUAAAUAAAGCGUAUUGUAGACAGAUACGUAACUCGUGUCGGGGAGUUAUGAAUGACCCUGUUAAAAGCAAACAAUCGGUUCAAGUGUUCAUGAAAAAUAUGAACACGCUUGACGCUCAGUUGAUUAAAAUCUGAGAAUCUCUUGAUUAGCUCUCUUUGACGUUGCCACGAAGUGUCACACGCUCGUAUAUAGUGACUUGAAACCCGUUCAUCGCCAAUUAUUGCAAUGGAUUUUAAAACCGUACACAUAGAGAAUCUGAAUGGUAGCCUAAGAAAACAGAGCGAUAAAAGGGAGAUAAAAAUUUUAUGCUUUGAUUUAACCAACGCUAGCCAGAAAGCCCAACUACUAUGGUGCACCACUGGGGUAUUCGUUUUUUAUCUUCUAUACGGAUAUUUACAGGAAUGGAUAUUUACCCUCGAUGGAUUCCGACCGUUCGGUUGGUACCUCACUCUCAUCCAAUUUGGAUAUUAUACAAUUUUUGGAUGGAUCGAAUGUCGGAUAAAAGGAGUCACUCGAAGAAUACCUUUGGGCACUUACUUACUACUUGCUCUUCUCACUCUUGGCACAAUGGGAUUCUCUAAUUCCUCAUUAGGAUAUUUGAAUUACCCGACACAGGUGAUAUUCAAAUGCUGCAAGCUAGUCCCAGUCCUAAUAGGCAGUAUCCUGAUACAGGGCAAAAAAUAUGGUCCCUUAGAUUUUCUUGCUGCGAUUCUGAUGUGCAUAGGCCUGGCGCUCUUCACAGUUGCAGACAGUCAAAUUUCUCCCCGAUUUGAUCCAAUCGGUAUCAUAAUGAUCAGUUGCGCCCUGUUGUGCGAUGCAGUCAUAGGAAACGUUCAGGAGAAGGCGAUGCGCGAGCACAAAGCGUCAAACACUGAAGUUGUCCUCUUCUCGUACAGCAUUGGAUUCGUCUAUUUAUUUCUAAUACUCCUGACAAUAUCCGAACUGCAGAAGGGUGCUUCUUUCUGUGCCGAGCAUCCUGUUGAAACUUAUGGACUUGGCCUGCUCUUUUCAUUGUCCGGUUACUUGGGCAUACAGAUUGUUUUGACUCUAGUCCAAUGCUGCGGAGCCUUCGUUGCAGCAACAGUUACGACAUGCAGAAAAGCAAUAUCGAUUUUGAUUAGCUUUAUGUUCUUUUACAAACCAUUCACCUUCCAAUACGUUUGGUCUGGCCUGAUCGUUGUUCUUGGAAUCUACUUGAAUAUUUACAGCAAGAAACGUGGAGGCACUAAAGGUGGAUUUAGAGAAUUAUGGAUAGGUCUUAAGCAGUGUUGGAUUAAACACAACCGUAUACAAAGACGAUUACUGACUAACGUUUAAUACUAGUGCCAGUAAUGAGGCAAAGAAACUGUUUUGUUCCUAUUAUUAAUUAUAAUUAUUAUUGCUCAGUCAAA